GUCGUUCUUCGUCGGCAGGAUUGACCGCAAGCACUCUACCUCCGCCGUGCCUGAUGACUUCUUCGCUCGCAGCCUCUGUGUGAGGAGACAUGGCUCUCCUCGUCCGCCGUGCUGUCUGCACCUUGUCCUCCUGACCAUCGCAAUCUCGUCCUCCCCAAGCCAGCCCACACCCCCAGGUCAUAUGACACUCUUCUCUCUCACGGGCCCCUUCUCUCAACAUGCCCGCCCUCGAACAUGCUCUCACUCAGCUGGACAUCAAUUCGAUCAGAGACUUGGGUAGUGCUGUCACAAGCAUAAGCUCCAACGCCUCUUCGUCCUCAUCUGGCUUUCGUACACCCAAAACCAGCAGUGGCCUCCCAGUCACCCGUCCUUCAGCCCAAGCUCCUCUUCCUCCGCCAUGGCUUCUUCGACAGAACAACCUCGCAAGCUCAGAGCUCAGGACUGCACCCUCCGCUGCUUCGUCAACAGGCACUGCUGGUCGAACUCAAGGCCGUCAAAGUACCUCCGGUCAUCAGCAACGAUCACAAAAUCAGCAAACUCAGCGUCAGAACCAUCAGCAGAGAGGCCCAAGAUCCACACAAGGCUCCAGAGGUCAAAAUCUGCCAGACUACGAACGACCUCAAGAACCAGUGUUGGUGUGCUACCAAUUGCCUCAGAACACCUAUGCACGCGUCUUUCGAAAGGCAGUCGGCGCCGCCAUCAAGAAGGCCUUCCCAGAUCCUCCGACCUUCAGAGCUACAGUCAGGUCUAAACGUGGGACAGUAGAAUUCGGGCAGGUCACUUUCCCUAACCUAGACUGCUGCAACAUAUUCAUGCGCUGGUAUGGACCUCAAGCACGUGAUUCUGUCGAGAUUGCCAAGCAUAGAUUGCGCUUCGAGAGGCCCAAGCCAGGAACUGUUCGCAUCACCGAGCAGGAAAUCAAGUCCCUUAUCUUCAAGCCAAAUACUGUGGCUGUCGAUACACAUUCCGACUACGAGAACAGCGACGAAGAAAGAGCCAAGGACCUCUACGUGCUCGAGUGCGAGCUCGGAGGCUGGGAUUCAAAAGGGCGCUUCGCUUCUGCCUGGAAGAGCAAUGUCUUGGAUGACCACUACUCUGUCGUAGAUCUAGAUGGAGACUCUGCCAAGCUCACAGUCCGCCUCAGCGACCGACUCAUCAGCAUAUCUCUGUACAGCGUGGAGAAGCUGGUCGUACACGGAAAGGACCUCUACAUCUACACUACUGCACUGCCCACGUACCUGCAGGACAUCACUGGCGGCAUUGCCUCGCUCACCCGCAGAGUCGGGAUCAUGAAGUUCAAUGGGCUGGACUCAGUGGCGAAAUUUGUCAGAACGCCGGGUCUCGAUAGUGCCCACGAGAAGAUCGCACCAUUCUGCUACGUCGUCAAAGUCCGGUGUACGAACAGAGCAGAUCUGGACCACUUCCUGCUGCGAUGGAGACGCAAGCUUAUCGACAUUGUCGCCUACAUUGACAUCGAGCAGAAUACGGAUCAGCCCUACCGCAACGGCAUCUUGAGAAAGCUCAACGAAUGGUACGCCAGUACUUCGUUUGAACUCAGCUUUCAAGUGCAUGGUCUUGUCCAGUCGGGUCUCCUCACUCCUCUUGAGGUAUGGGAGCUCACUCUGCUGUUCAAAGAGAUCGAUCGACGCCUCGAUCCUCCGACGGCAGCAGUCGUCGUGCGAACCGCUCGCAGCGGCCUGCGACACCACAUGCCUGGUGAAGUCUCUGUCUCUGAUGCAGACGCAUUCGCUCAGCGAUUGAAGGAGCAGCUCUGGCAAGCCGAAGAGGCUCAACGAUCGCCGUUCAAGACUGUACACGAGGACACUGGCUACCAUCAGAUACAUGCCGCUGUCAUCACACCUGCUGGACUGUGGCUAGACGGACCUCAGCGUGACACGGGAAACAGAAUCGUCCGGGCUUACCCUGGCAAGGAGACUCACUUCCUGCGCGUACGAAUCCAGGACGAGUCGGGCGAUCUUAUUCGAGACUCCCGAGAAGUUGACCAAGACGAGCAGAUCUUCAGUGGCAAAGUGCAAAAGCUCUUCCUCGAAGGUCUAAGGGUCGGCGGCAGGCUCUUCCGUUUCUUGGGCUUCUCAACUUCAAGCUUGCGAGAGCACUCCACGUGGUUCGUGUCCGACUUCGUCUAUGAGGGUGAGGCUGUGUCUGCCGACUCGAUCCGAGCGACGAUCGGCGACUUGUCUAACAUCAAGGUACCGGCCAGAUAUGCGGCUCGCAUGGGUCAGGCGUUCACUUCCACAGCCUUCCAGAUCGAUGUUCCAUUCGAGAGGAGACUCAUCGUCGAAGAUGUCAAGAUAGGUACGAAGCGCUACAAUAGCAUUGGCAACGUCGUUUCUCGCGAGUACAUCUUUUCAGACGGCUGUGGCACCCUAUCACGCGCCACCAUGGAGAAACUGCACGAAAAGGACGCAAGGAUCAGGAGAAACAAGCGAAAGACUACACUACCUGUCGUCUUCCAAGUCCGUAUUGGUGGUGCGAAGGGCGUGUUGUCUCUCAAUUCUGAGCAGACCGGCUCUGACGUGAUGCUUCGCGAAAGCAUGGUGAAGUUCGAGACGAACGAAGUUGACCAUCCCCAUGCAAUCUCACUUGAAGUCGCCUCCAGUGCGGAUGCGCCAUUGAGCACGAACCUCAACCGACCCCUCGUAGCACUACUCGAGACACUUGGUGUGCCGCCUAGCAACUUCCUACGCAUUCAAGAGCAGGCCGUUGCCGACCUUCGCUUCGCAGUCACAGACACAGUAGCGGCUCUGCGACUUUAUCGCAGCUACGGCGUCGGCAUUGCCGCUGAGAGCUCUGACCUUUUGCAGACCCUCCAUCGCGUUUUGGGCAUCAAAGGAAUCACCGACGUGGCCUUCCUCAAGAGGUGCAAUCUGACAGUGCUGACAAGCGCCCUACGUAUGAUCAAGUACAAGGCACGAUGCAAAGUUGACCAAGCGUGGACGCUAAUUGGCAUCAUGGACGAGAGCGGCCUUUUGGACGAAGGACAAGUGUAUGUUCAGCUGAGAGAAGGUCAGGAUGCUAACCCUCAGUUCCUCAAAGGAUGGUGUCUCGUCGGGCGAAGUCCUUACCUUGCGGCUGGAGAUGUCCAGUAUGCCACAUUGAUUGGAAGGCCACCUCCUGGACAUCCUCUCCUGAACUUGCACAAUUGCGUCGUGUUCAGUCGAAGAGGCCGCAGGCCACUGCCAUCGAUGCUCAGCGGAGGUGAUUUGGACGGCGAUCUCUAUAACGUCUUUCAGAAUCCGCUCUUGAUGCCACCCAAGACUCGUCCCGCUGGAGAGUUCGACAGCGAGACUCCAAAAUCGCUUCCUCGUCCAGUCACAUGGGAAGACGUUGUGAACUUCUUCUUGCUCUACUGUCAGACGGACAGAUUGGGCAUGAUUGCCGAUCGUCACCUGUGCAUCGCGGACCGUUCAGCAUUCGGUGUCGAGGACCGCCAGUGCGAGAAGCUAGCUCAGCUUGCGUCGGUCGCGGUAGACUAUCAGAAGACAGGCGUCCCCCCUGAUCUUCGCAACAUCCCUCGUCUCGAGGACCCUGCCAGACCGGACUUCUGUCAGAGCGAGCAUCGCGUCGAAGGCCGUCGAGCCAAAGAGCGCAGUCGGUGGGCGAGGCUGAACCUGGGCUACUACGAGUCUCCCAAGGCUCUAGGUCAGAUGUUCCGAGCGAUCUCUGUCAGCGCUGACAUCGACAGCUGGGGCAGGAACAUCUCUCCAGUGAAGAGUGAGUCGGAGAUUCGGCUCCUCUACUGGAACAAGAUUCGUCCUUGGCUCCCGGACAAUUGGCUCCCUGGUGGAGAUGAGGACAUGGCCGCGGUGCAGGUCUACUAUUCUUUGCUGGACGGCUAUGCCAACGACUAUGCCCCUGAGAGACGUCGUGAGGAUCUCUCGGAAGAAGAGUGCUUCAUGGGUGUCAUCCUCUCUAGAUUCGGUACGCGCUUCACUGGCUCCCGUGGCUACUCGGCUCAGAUAGGCCUCAAAGAUGACAUCUCGGGCCUGAUUGACCAGACGAUGAGCAACUUCUGCGACACGCAAGAGUGGAACGAGCCCCGCAUCACCCCCAAGAGUCUCCGAGAUCUAUCUUGGAAUUAUACCACGCCAGAGGGCGAGCGAGAGGCGAAGAUGGCGCGCCUCAAGGCCGACAAGGACUUUGUCCAGUAUCUGGUCAUUCGAUUGGCCAGGUGGAUCCGAGCGUCUGAGAUGUUCGAGGAAGUCAAGUCGCCCGCUGUUAGCAAUUUGCGCCGCAACAAUGCUGAAGGUGGCGAGCAUUGGACUCACAGGCGAUACGAGGGUGCAAAGUGGAUCGCGAUUGCCCCGAUACUCAAGAAGAUUGAGGAACUGGAGAUGUGGAAUCUGUGGUUCAAGCAGAUGACGCGCAACAUGGGAAGCAGGGCUGUCUGAGAGCUCAUCUGCUGGAGUCUUUGUCAGUACACCCUGGGUGCACUCUCAGUCCAUGAAAGCCAAGACGAUGUGACAGGUCUCCGUCUCUUUUCCUUUCCCGGUUUUUCUACACAGAUUCAGCCAUGCCAAAAUCAACGAGCUGCUCCAAGCCGUUGCAUGUCACGCAUGAUGUGUCCCUUGUCAAUGUCAAUGUCACCAUUUCUCCUCUCCGUCUGAGCCUCAGGAGAGGAGAAUUUUGCUCGU
This is a messenger RNA of Microstroma glucosiphilum, 4655 nucleotides long. RefSeq names its product RdRP-domain-containing protein. The record is from RefSeq and is a predicted model, not a curated record. Gene Ontology annotation, molecular function: RNA-directed RNA polymerase activity. Gene Ontology annotation, biological process: siRNA processing. Bases 219 to 4412 code for a protein of 1397 amino acids. Gene Ontology annotation, cellular component: nuclear RNA-directed RNA polymerase complex. The transcript has 2 exons. Lineage: Eukaryota; Fungi; Basidiomycota; Exobasidiomycetes; Microstromatales; Microstromataceae.